UCAUUGCAAAUAUUAACAGCAUGUGAUGUACAGAUUUGAACAGUUUAUAGUACACUUCUGUUGAUUUCUGCACAAUGCGGAUAGUAGCUGUAGCCUCCUUGUAUUUUCUUUACUUAUUUCUUCAUUUGAUUGCUGGUGAUACUGUUGUUGAUACGAAGUAUGGUCAAGUUAGGGGAAAACAGACAGAGCAUGCGAACUGUUUUCUAGGAAUCCCAUAUGCUAAACCGCCGACAAAUGAAUUAAGAUGGCAGCCACCCGAGGACCCACAAGUCUGGACUGAUGUGUACAAUGCAACAGAGUUAAAACCAGGAUGUCCGCAGCAUGGAUGCUUCUCUACAAAUCCGUCUUUUGUCUGUCCAAAACAGACAUCGGAGAGUUGCCUUUUCCUGAACGUCUUUACACCUGCAAACGCCUCAGCGGCUCAGAUGCUUCCGGUUAUGGUAUACAUACAUGGCGGGAACUUUGUACACAUAAGUGCAAGCAGUCCUAUAUAUAAGGGAGAUUACUUUGCUAACAAGGGACAAGUUGUACUUGUUACGUUUGACUACAGACUAGGUGUACUAGGCUUCUUAUAUACAGGUCCUAAGAGCUCUGAUGCAGCUGGUAACUAUGGUAUCCAGGACCAGAGACUUGCUCUACGAUGGGUUAAUGAAAACAUCAAGUAUUUUGGUGGAGACCCAGAGAAGGUGACACUUUUUGGACAAAGUGCUGGAGGUCAGUCGAUUCCUAUACACUUGAUGUCAGAAGGUACCGACGAUCUAUUCAGGAAUGUGAUUAUUGAGAGCGCACCAUUUGACAUUCCAUUUAAAUCCCCUGUAGAGGCUGUCUACCUGGCUAACCUUGUGUUGCAAUUUCUCAACUGUACACAGGAUGACUAUAUGCCUUGUUUACGGUCUAAAACUGCUGAUGAGAUAGCACAAGCUCAGCUGGAAUCAAGAGCCAAACCCACUUCUCUGAAGAUUCUGGAGUUUUUCGAACCCCUUGGCCCUUUUGUAGAUGGGAAUAUUGUACCGUAUGAACCUGUCUAUGCCAUCCAGCAUAACCAAUUAAGAAAAGUACCAGUUAUGAUUGGUACCAUGACUGAAGAAGCUAGAAUAUUUGUUUACGAAGCAUGGGGAAAACCGGUGCCACCAGCAGAAUACCUUGCCAUACUGUUUGCUACCUAUCCAUCUCAUGUAGACCAGAUGUUAAAGAUGUAUCCCUAUGGAAGUGCUACUGACACUAGAGAUAAUAUAACAAAACUCGGCACAGAUUUUAUCUUUACAUGCGCUACUAGAAACAUGAGCAGACAUUUUUACGAAAACGGUCAAAAUGUUUUCAGAUUCGAAUUUGCGCAUUCAUUCUCAUUUAACGGGUGGGGUAAUUUCUCAUAUUGCGAAGGGCAUGUCUGCCACGGAGAAGAGAUUGUGUAUGUUUUCCAUAGCGCUGAUCAAUCUGGAUUUAGCUUUAAUGAAGCAGAGGAAGUACUAUCCAACCAAAUGAUUUACUAUUGGACAAAUUUUGCAUACACAUCGGACCCUAACAAAGGACCACAUACAGUCAACUUGCAAUGGCCGCCUUAUGACUCAAAGUCAAAAAUGAUUAAUUUUAAAACUCCAAACAAUGCUGUGAUAGAUCAUUAUGUAGAAAAGUAUUGUGACUUUUGGGAUUCCAUUGGUUACAGAGCUUAGUGACGUGGUUUCAUACACUUUUUACGCUGACAAAUUGAAAACAUGUCACUUACCCAUUACUUCUAUGCUGUAUUGUGAUAAUAAAAUCUAAAUGUCA
This is a messenger RNA of Mercenaria mercenaria, 1767 nucleotides long. RefSeq names its product crystal protein-like. NCBI's taxonomy places the organism in Eukaryota, Metazoa, Mollusca, Bivalvia, Venerida, Veneridae. The transcript has 6 exons. The coding region runs from base 75 to 1670 and encodes 531 amino acids. The record is from RefSeq and is a predicted model, not a curated record.